Molecule: messenger RNA, 1020 nt
Organism: Gryllus bimaculatus (two-spotted cricket)
Lineage: Eukaryota; Metazoa; Arthropoda; Insecta; Orthoptera; Gryllidae
Source: the annotation of a GenBank genome assembly
AUGGCAUGUCGUCGAAUCCAUUGUGAAAAAUCGGUAACGGGAAUUUUCUGGCGGCGGCUGAGGCGCGAGUUCAAACAGUCGCAGCCAGAUGCAGCCGACCUUUUGAGCAGUUACUAUAGAGAAAACAAAAACAGUCCCGUCUGUGGUGCUCUUGAGCAAGAAACGCCGUCUGGCGACGCGACGCGACAGGGCUUUGACGGCUCCAGCGCCCCCGGCUGGCACGUGGCACGUGGGCGCCGCCACGCGCCCUUCGCCCCGCCCCCGCCCCACGACCGGCUGCUCCCCACGGAAGUCGUUAGGCGCCUCAAGCAAAACUUCCGGCCGCCCUCUCCCGCGCAGUUGGCAAUUGUUUUCGAUCGCAUUGGCGAGCGAUGCCGGCAUGGAAUAGCACCUCCCAGCUGUGAAGAGUCCCUGCAUGCCUCGAGGUCUCACUUACUGCGGGUGCAUCCGACCCCACCCCCCACCCCGACCUUUAACCAAGGGCGGGGCGGCGGGGCGAGCUCGUGGCUGCCUCACGCCGUGAUGGCGAAGCUCAUGGGCGGCGGCGGCGUGGCCGCGGCGAGGGCGGGCGGGGGCGGAGCGGGCUCCGCCCCGCGCUCCGCCCCUGCCGCCCCCGCGUCGCGCGAACGCACGAAGACUCCUCGUGCUUGUAGAGUAGCUUUGAGCGCGAAGGCCUGCCGCAGCGCGAGCACACGUGCGGCUUGGUGCUGGAGUGCGUCUGCACGUGCGCCCGCAGGCCUGGCUGUGCGUGCGCACGUGCAUGGAGAAGGCCGGCAUGGACACGUAGAGCUUGUCGCAGUGCGGGCAGCGGCGCGCCUUCUUGUCGGCGGGCGAGCGGUGCGUCUGGCGGUGGCGCGCCAGGUUGGACGCCGUGCUGUAGCGCCGCCCGCACUCGCCGCAGCCGUGCGCCAGCAGCGCCGCCCCGCCGUCGCGCCGCCGCUGCCCCCGCCCCGCGCUGCAGCGCCGCCGCCGCAGCGCCGCGCCACCGCUCACCUGCCGCAAACGCAUGCAAUCUUAUAA